Molecule: messenger RNA, 279 nt
Organism: Fibroporia radiculosa
Lineage: Eukaryota; Fungi; Basidiomycota; Agaricomycetes; Polyporales; Fibroporiaceae
Exons: 2
Coding region: 1-279 (92 amino acids)
Cellular component (GO): mitochondrion
Source: RefSeq, a predicted model, not a curated record
AUGUCUUUCAAGAAGGAUCUGGAGAGCGAACUCUUCAAUUACACCAGCGGGCGAUUUCUCGCCAACGAGACCCUUCGCCUCCGAGAGCGCAGUCUCAUCUUCAACAUUCCCGGACUCGUAAAAAUCAUUGCUCGGACACAGCGGUGCCAGCCUGAAGCGAUCGCCGGAUUUCGAAAGCUUGGAGACGGUAGCCUCAACCGCGCCUUCCUCAUCACCCUAGAAAGCGGCUUACAGCUCGUCGCGCGCAUUCCUUAUCCCCUCUUGAUUCCCAAGUCGUAG